UCAAAACAUUCCAAUCCCUUAAGCAGAAACAAGGUAUUUUCUUUCUUGUAUAUAUCAAGUUCCACAGCUACAUAUGCUGGAAGCUUUGCAUUAUUUUAAAUUGAAGCACACGUGUUUUUAUUUACCAACAGACUGCUAUUGUAACAUGAUGGUUUUUCCCAUCAGAAGCUCCCUGGAGGCUUAGAAAGCGGAUCUUGCGCAUCGAAAGGUUGAAAAAGGAGGUGAAGAGAUGGGAAAUCAAACACAUCUACAGGGAAACAAAUCGGCUGGCUGAUAGCCUUGCUAAGGGAGGAGUGCAACGACAGGUUGAUUUAUUGAAUGUCUUUGAUUAAUAUCCAUGUGUUGCGUCCUUCUGAGUGUGGCUGCUUAAUAGGUGUUGUGUUUUUUAUGCAUCAUUGUGAUUCUGCUGUGUUGGUUGAAAGAUAUUCUACUGAUUUGUGUAUGGAUGAUGCUGGGACGGAUUAUGUUAAACAUCUUAGCUUUGAACUGAGGCGGCUUUUGGAUGAUGAUCUCUGCUUUAAUGCCUAAUGGUGAGGUUCUGGUGUCGAUGAUUGUUACAGCUAAUUUGUGGUUUGAGGUGUGAGUGAUGGAUAAUGAUGCUUUUGAGCCUGGUCUGAGAAGCUGAAGGUGAUAUUUUAUGAAGAGCAACUUCAGAAUUUAGAGGGUGUUAACUGCUCGGGUUCUUUUUCCCCUUCCCCAAAUCUAAAAAAAAACUACUCGGGUUCUUUUUGUUAUAGCCACCUAGGGAGUACUGGUGUUAAUGGGGAAGGCUUGUUUUGUGUUUCGAUUUCAUGUUUCUGUUUAGUUGCUUAGUGCUGUGUAGAGAUUUAAUGUUGUGUACAGUAUUGAUGAACCUUUUUACCAGUUGUGUUUUACCCGUGUUAGGAAUUGCUUUUCUUUUUUUUGUUUUCUGGAAAGGUACAGGGGCUGGUUUUGUCGUUCUUUACUUGGGAGGCUCACUGAUCACUAAUGGUUUGUAUAGUCUUUUGUGUAUAGAUGCUGUGGUGACUGAGGAUUGUUAUUCUCUAAUAUGAGAGUAACAGACCUGAAUCAGUUUGUAACUUCUCCAGAUGCGAACUUUUGGUUUCCUCUGUCAUAUCAACUUUCAAAAAAAAAAAACAUGAUGAUUUUUAACCCUGUAAUGAUUGCAGUUGUUCUUUCCGGUGUUACUUAACUGUUGGCGUAACUCAUACGAUAUUUCUAAUGUAAUGGUGGGGUUUCCUCGGAAAAACAGACUGUAAACUUGUCCUAAUCUUAAAUUACACGUCAGAUGUCUUGAGAAGCAACCAUUGCUCGUUUCUAUAUAACUCCCCACCUCUUGAUGUUUUCCUCACCGAACACAAGAAACAGUAAAACAAGUAGAGAAAAUGAGCAGGAAGGUUGGUUCUACUGUCUCUCUUCUCGUCUGCUCUCUCUUGAUUGUUACAGACUGUUUUAUUGUUGAAGCAACGACAAAGACUUGCAAGCCAAGUGGCAAGAUAAAAGGGAAAAAGCCUCCUGGGGAAUGUAACAGAGACCAUGACUCCGACUGCUGCGUAGAGGGCAAGCUUUAUGACAUUUACAAGUGUUCACCAGAAGUUUCGAACCAUACUAAGGCAACCCUGACACUCAACGGCUUCGAUAGCGGAGAGGAUGGUGGUGCACCAUCUGAAUGUGACAACAAGUACCACAAGGAUUCAGAACUUGUGGUUGCACUUUCAACCGGAUGGUUCAACAACAAAAAAAGAUGCCUCAACUUUAUUAACAUUUAUGGUAAUGGAAAGAGUGUUAAAGCUAAGGUAGUUGAUGAAUGUGACUCGACAAUGGGUUGCGAUGCUGAUCAUAGUUACCAGCCCCCAUGCGAUAACAACAUCGUUGAUGCCUCAGAUGCAGUCUGGAAGGCCUUGGGAGUGCCUGAAGAUCAAUGGGGUGGUAUGGAAGUCUACUGGUCUGAUGCAUGAUUGAUUUUCGUCAUAUCUGUAACGUUUAAAGCAUAGAGAACAAUGAUACAUGAAGAUGUGAAUUUAGCUGGUAUGAAGCUUGGUCCUUAUCUCGAGGACCUGAAAUCAAAUCCCACUCUGAUCAAGAGAUUAAUUAAGUCUAGUUUAUGUUUGUUAGGCUAAUGCUUACAAUAAGUAAGGCUUUGUGACAGUAUAUCUAUAUCCACCUCCUUUUUAAUUUCAGCUUUUACCUUUGAUCUGUUUCAAGUUGUAGUUGUAUUUAAUUUCUCCCAAUGCAUAUUUUCUUGGUUUGUAA
This is a messenger RNA of Theobroma cacao (cacao), 2235 nucleotides long. The record is from RefSeq and is a predicted model, not a curated record. NCBI's taxonomy places the organism in Eukaryota, Viridiplantae, Streptophyta, Magnoliopsida, Malvales, Malvaceae.